Molecule: messenger RNA, 1039 nt
Organism: Folsomia candida
Lineage: Eukaryota; Metazoa; Arthropoda; Collembola; Entomobryomorpha; Isotomidae
Exons: 2
Coding region: 219-899 (226 amino acids)
Source: RefSeq, a predicted model, not a curated record
GUACCAGUUUUUUUACAUUAAAAGUUAUGCAAUGCACAUGUUUAUAUUAUUUAAAAAUAUUUUCAAUUUUCAGUUGCCUCGAAAUGUAUGCAUGCAUGUAUGUAUGUAUUGAACUCAUUUGUCAAGGUAUUGGAAACUUUAAAAUGAUAUGAAAGUGAAAAUAUAUUUCGUAACGCGAUUAUUGUUUCAAAUCAACAAACAAAUUUUUAAAAUUGAUUAUGAUGAUUAUGCAAUGCAUUCUUUUACUUGUUCGAAAAGGGUAUAAAUACUGGACCUCCAUCCGACUAGGAUAUCAAUCAAUCAAAUUCCUUACCCUUGAUAAGUUCAUAUUCGUCAUGAAGCUGUCAUCAUUUCUGGCAAUUUUUGCCAUUUUUCUAGCCCUGAUUUCCGUCAUUGUUGCCCAUCCUCAAUUUGGCGAUGACGAAUCCUCACAAAACACUGGUUUCUCCUUUGGCAAGAAGGGGAGCCGUUCCAAGGACAAGUUUCGCCUAAGGGGAGGAGCAGGAAACCAGCGAGGCCGGCAACAGGGCGGCGGCGAUUUCGACGAGUCCAACACCGUGGACCAAUUUAACUUCAAAGGUCACAAUUCCGGAAGGCAGCAGCAGUCAGGUGGUGAUCAAGACGAGUAUGCACCUCCUCAAGACCAAUUCAGGUCGAGGCAAGGGGGUCAAAAUCUGAGAAGACAGCAAGGCGGGGGUCAAGAUGACUUUGACAACAACCAAGACAUGUUCAGGUCCAACAAGCCGGGUCAGAAAAAGAUGAGACAUCAGGGAAAUAGCCGAUACGGUGGGAAUGGGAACAGACGCCAACCCAAAAACGGGAAACGAUUCGGAGCUAAACACCAAGGAUAUGGGUUUGCUGAUAAAAAGUCUAAUAAGAAGACGAAGACACAAUUUUAACCUUUUUUCGUACUUUUUCCACUAUUUUAAAACAAUAUUUUGUGUACAUAUGCAUAAAUAAAUUGAGUUUAUGCCCAAUGUAUGCAUUUACACAGUUGUGAUAACACGAACGCAUUCUUUUCGUGCAAUCAUAAUCUUAA